Molecule: messenger RNA, 1386 nt
Organism: Talaromyces marneffei
Lineage: Eukaryota; Fungi; Ascomycota; Eurotiomycetes; Eurotiales; Trichocomaceae
Exons: 2
Coding region: 1-1386 (461 amino acids)
Molecular function (GO): oxidoreductase activity
Source: RefSeq, a predicted model, not a curated record
AUGGCAGAAGCGCGGCAAAAUAGGAAAGCGGUCGCUGUCAUUGGAUCCGGGAUGGCAGGAUUGGUCGUUGCUUAUCUGAUCCAGCAAGACAAGCAUUCACGGUAUGACGUGCAAAUAUUCGAGACGCAAGAUCGGUUGUCGUUGGACUCUGCCUCAUACACCAUUCCCUCGCUAGACGGAGAGAACUCGUUACCUGAUCGUGUCGAUAUACCAAUGCGCGUGCUUGACAACGGAUUCCACGUGCAGCUCAAGCGAAUGUACGACUUUCUCGGAAUUGGAUACACAAGACAGAAAUUUAUAUACUUGCUGUCCAAGUCAUCGGCCGAUAAUGAGAAAAGACGUCCCUAUUUCUUACACUCUUCCAGCAACCAUCAAGUACCACCACUUCGACUACGAAGUCAAGGCUAUGUGGAAUGGGUUAUGCAGAUGAUAUACCUGGCGACGUGCUAUUUUUGGUUCGCAUUUUGUUGCUUCUAUGUCAAGCCGAAAACUGAUCCUAUAUCCAAUGAAGAUGAGACGUUGCGAACGUAUCUCGAAAGGAUUCGACUACCACAGCGCUACGUCAAGGAUUACUUUUUGCCUCUCAUGUCAGGUGUAACGACCUGUCCGCAUGAUGCGCUGCUUGACUUUCCGGCCAUCGACAUAACGGGGUAUGCAAGGGGAACCUAUCGCCAACCCCAUUACGCAGUCCUCGGUGGUGUUCAAGUCGUUGAGAAGAAAGUGGCCAAGAAUCUGACCGUCAAUCUUCGCGCGACGGUGACAUUAGUAAAGAACAUCGGCGCAAGGUCUCAGGUUACUUGGGUCGAUUUUGAUGGGGAGAGCCACUCUGCUGAUUUUGACCACGUCAUCAUGGCUGUCACACCAAAUGUGGUUGGUGCACUGUAUGGCCCUCUCCGCGAAGCAAUGAAGGUAAUCCCUGUUUUUUCAGGAGAGUCGGUAGUUCAUCGCGACCAAUCGGUGAUUGCUGAGUGUUCCGAGUCACUGAAAAGAGUCGCUGCUAAGGCUCAGGGCGACGUGCAGGUAGUGCACGUUCACUCCAAUUUACAGUCAACAGAGACGGCGUAUGGCAAAGCAUCUGUUUUUGUAACAAAUUUUCCUGUUUCUCUCAUCAAGCCAGAUCAGAUAGUACACCGUGCUCGACUCAAUCGGGUGUUGCGAACUCCUCAAAGCAGGAGAAUCAUCAACGAAAUAUUCGCUGAAGUCAAGAAGAACUCAACGCUGAAAGAUCCAGAGAAGGACCAGAUCUGGCGGAAUGGAACUGACAACGUUUGGCUUGUUGGUUCCUGGUGUUGGGAUGGAAUGGUUCUCCUCGAAGGUUGCGUUGUGUCGGCGAUGAGGGUUGCAACUAGCUUGGGAGUCGACAUACCAUGGAUGGAUGGACAAUAA